GGCGGUGACUAAGCUAACAGUGACUGCUGCAUUCCAACUGCUUUCACUUUCCAUUUUCAAGAAGUCUUUACAUGCAAAAGGUCCACGAUGGGUAACUCUCAAAAUACUCUCCACCAUUUUUUCAAUGAAAAGGAAGUCAAACAGUGUGUCGUGAUUUACAAUGAAAAGGGUUUCUGUGCUCUGGUUUCCUGCAUUAAAGAGAAGCUGGUAGAUUUAGAACACCAAACUCUCCAUAUUGCCGUAACUGGAGAAUCGAGUACCGGGAAAUCUGCCUUAAUUAAUGCAAUGAGAGGCCUGAGAUCUGGAGACCCAGGGGCGGCUGAAGAAGGUUCAUUAGAGCAAAUUCAGGUGCCAAUGGAAUAUCAGCAUCCAACUCUCCCUUCUGUGUGUUUCUGGGAUCUGCCCAGCAUCGGCACCAGUAACCUCCCGACAAAUAAAUAUUCAGAGUUAGUUAAUCUUAACAAUUACGAUUUUUUUAUUAUAGUGACGGGAAAUAGGUUUAAGGAAAAUGAUGGAUUUCUUGCUAAAGAGAUUGGGAAAACUGGGAAGCAAUUUUAUUUCGUGCGCAGUAAAAUGGACAUUGAAAUCGAUAUUCUGAAAAAACAGAACCGUUUGGGAGAAAGAGAGAAGGAAUUUGACAAAAUCAGAGAGAGCUGCACAAGAAGUUUAGAAAAUGAUGGGUUCCCAUCAAGUAAGGUUUUCUUGGUGUCCAGUUACUAUGUAGAUGAUUUUGAGUUUUGUAGACUUUCUGAUGCCCUUAAAUCUGAACUGAAUGCCAUUAAGAAACAUGUGUUCUUUCUGUCACUUCCGAAAUUUAUCACUGCUGUCAUUAAAAAGAAGAAGUCUGUCCUGCAUAAGCUGAUCAUAGCUGCAGCUAUUGCUUCGGUCACUGCCUAUGUGGCUCCUCUUCCUGGACCAUCUCUAAUCUACGACGUUUGUGUUUUAGUGGGAAUGUUUGUGUACAUGCGUCAGAACUUCGGUCUCAAUGAGGAGUCACUUAAAGGACUUGCAACCAGAACUGGAAAACCUGUAAAAGCGUUCAAGACAAAAGAUAAAAAAUCUGUUAUGUCCGAUAUAACAAUCAUGUCUGCUGCAACAUUAACCACUGGACUUGCUGCCGCCGCCAUUAAGGUUUCCGAUGAAGUUUUUCAUGUCAUCCCAAAUCUGAGUCCCAUGGUCGGAGGGUCUUUAUCCUUUCUCAGUACCUACUGCAUCCUAAAGAAUGUACUCAAUAACUUUGCAAGGUCUGCUGUGCAGGUGAUCAUGAAGGCUUUCGAAUCAUAAAUGUUUUAUUUUAAAAUUCAUUUACAUUUCUGUAAUUUAAAAUAAUGCUUAAUAUUGUUCGUCUCGUUUAAUUUUAUUGUGACAUGUAAACUUUAAAGGAUCAUUAAAUAUCUUCAUUUA
Erpetoichthys calabaricus (reedfish) is the source of this 1404-nucleotide messenger RNA. Its product is annotated as interferon-inducible GTPase 5-like. Lineage: Eukaryota; Metazoa; Chordata; Cladistia; Polypteriformes; Polypteridae. Gene Ontology annotation, molecular function: GTPase activity; GTP binding. Gene Ontology annotation, cellular component: membrane. The transcript is spliced from 2 exons. The record is from RefSeq and is a predicted model, not a curated record. The coding region runs from base 88 to 1284 and encodes 398 amino acids.